AUUUAUCUCGUCAAAAGUUGGUGGACUGACAGUUUUUGCAUAAGGCGUAUUUGUAUUUUUUCACGCACUUUCAAUUUUAUUGAAAAAAAUUCUUAAAUCCAAAGUAAGAAUAAGAUCCAUUCUGUGUAAAAUUGCAUGUAGUUGGUGACGGAACAGAGUAAUGUGGUGUUUUUCCUCUGGCCAAACUAAUAACCCAGAACCGAUGGCGGCUAUCCGCAAAAAGUUGGUAAUCGUCGGAGAUGGAGCAUGUGGUAAAACUUGUCUCCUAAUUGUGUUCAGCAAAGAUCAGUUCCCGGAGGUGUACGUGCCGACAGUUUUUGAGAAUUAUGUUGCAGACAUCGAAGUAGAUGGUAAACAGGUUGAACUCGCCUUAUGGGAUACGGCUGGACAAGAGGACUAUGAUCGAUUGAGACCUCUUAGUUAUCCAGAUACCGAUGUCAUCCUGAUGUGUUUUUCAGUUGAUUCUCCCGAUUCAUUGGAGAAUAUCCCAGAGAAAUGGACACCAGAAGUGAAACAUUUUUGCCCCAAUGUUCCAAUUAUUUUAGUCGGUAACAAGAAAGAUCUUAGAAAUGAUCCUAAUACAAUUAAGGAAUUGGCUAAAAUGAAGCAAGAACCGGUGAAACCACAAGAAGGACGUGCAAUGGCAGAGAAAAUAAAUGCGUUCGCUUACUUAGAGUGUUCAGCUAAAUCAAAAGAAGGUGUUCGUGAAGUUUUUGAGACAGCCACCCGAGCCGCUUUGCAAGUGAAAAAGAAGAAGAAAGCUAGAUGCCUUUUGCUCUAAGAAUUUUUUUAUUAAUUUUUGUUUUUGAGAAAAGUAUCAGCUGAAAUAAAUCUUUUUCUCUUGAUGAAAGAUGUCGGAAGUUACACACACAAAAUAUUUUUACAUUUUAUUUACUGAAAUUUUUUUUCUGGAGAAAAGAUACAAUUUUGAAGAAAAAAGUAAAAAUAUUUAUAGAAAAAGGAAAUGAAAAUCAUAAUACUUUCUAUAACAUUUGAGAUUUUUAAAAUGUGUAAAAAAAAAUGAAGAAAUUUUAAUGAAAUCAUUCAUUGAAAUGAAGAUAUCUAGCUGAAUCUUCCUUUUUAUCAUUAAUAAAUUCUACGGGGUGGUUAAUUAUAAAUCGAAAGUGAGUAUUUGGCGUGUUUGCUUGAGAGAAUUUCUCGAAAACUAAGUGAGAAGCAAAAAAAAAAAAUAAAUAAAAGAAUUUUACUGGGAAAAAAUUGUGCUUAGAUUUCGAGAGAUGACUAUCGCAAAAUAUUGCAUUUCUUCCCGAUAGCAUUUUUUUUUUAAAUUAGAGAUUCCGUCAAAGAAAUGAUAUUCCCAAAUAAAAAAAGAAAUGAUUUUAUGUUUUUUGCAUCUGCAGGUAAAUUACAACUUGAGUUAUGAUUUGCGUAUGUACAUAAAAAAGAUAGAAUCAACUGCAACAAUUGAUCCUAAUAUUGAAUUGAAAAAAAAAUAAAUCUGUGGAAUGCAUAUUGACACUUUUUGAAUAUUCAAAGAUUAAUUCAAAAAAAUAAAAAAAUAAAUAUCAAACCUUAAAUAGUAAAAAAAAACCAUCCUUAAUCCAAUUAUAGUCAAGAAGAAAAACCAGAAAAUUAAUGUAUAUAACAUAAAAGAGAAAUACUUUUAAGUCAUUUAAAUGAAAAAAAAAUUUCAAGAAACUGAAAAUCAAUAAAUAAAAACUAAUUCUUUUAUUUCUUAAAAAAAUUAACUAACGAACAUUUUUCGAGAAGGAAGAAGAAAAAAAAUCAUAUUCCAAGAUACAAAGCAAUUUGUUUACUAUUAAAAAAAAUUACAAAAAAAAUAAAAAUAUUUAUUUAAAAAAAAAUCUUUAAAACUUAAAGCAAAAAGGAAUAUUUGGCCUCAAUUCUGAGACUAAGAUCAAGAUCAAAAUAUCAAGCUGUCCAAAAAUUUCUAAAAGCAUUGAUAUUCUGGCGCACUGUGGAACAUAAUGUGUCUCGGCUAAAAAUCAAGAAAUCAGGAUCGUCCACACUUAACGAAAUGUCAUCCGUGUCAAAACAUUUGAUGAUUUUUGUGAUUUUGUCAUUUGUAUCAUCAAAGAAAGUAAGAACAUUGAUUAUUCUGAGGGAUUUCUAAAAUGAAAGUUAACUAAUAAUUAAUUCAGUUCAAUAUAUUUCUCCGAAAUUGAUGCUUGGUUGCGUCUACUGCCAGCUUACCACGACCGAUCUCAUUAGGUAUAACGGAAGAAACCCGGAAUCACAGAUCGUGAUACUAGGAGUUCGUGAAGGUGGAACAACAGGGUUUACAUGUUGUAUGGGUCUGAGUAGUGACAAUAGUGAGAAGUAGGGUCCAGGGAAGGGGGGUGGGGGUAAAAGGGACAGAGUACCAUCACACUCAGGACACCCACGAUUAAUCCUGCCACCUAUAGCCAGAGACCCAGUCAAGAGGGUGUCCCAUGGGGUAACAUUUUAGAAUAACAGCGAUGGCCUGUCAUACAAGUCCAUCCUGCACAUUGAUGGGUAAAAAAGAGGCAGAAGGCACAGAAAAAAACCCACUAGGGCGACCCAGUAGGAAACGGACCAGACAACGCGGAUCAAAUACCCCAAAAGUUGAAUAGAGUUUAUGGAGACAUUCUGAUGACUGGAAGUAUGGCCGUUAACGGCCAAUUGGAUGACGGAUAGAACCUUGGGAAAUUUCAGGAGCGAUCAAAUGCAUAAGUAUGCCAUAAGUGUCGCUUUAGUGGCAGAAGGAAGAAGGAUCUGCUUCUUUUACUGUAGUAGUGUCGUUACGCGCCUCUCCGUUGGCAACCCUCCCCUAUUGCAAUCUCAAGGUUGCCUCCCUGACCUGCUUCAGAGUGAGUAGUAUGACACCCUGGCGCCAUUAGUGGUGGAGUCAGUGUGUCACAGGAAGACUCAGAGUGCAGAUGCUGAGCCUGCGAAUCCCAAAAAGAAGGCCACCGCCUGUUCAGUGUAAGUGUCAGUAGUUCCGAAAGGGCUGCAGUUCUUACUAAAUAAUUCGCCUCUGGGGAUAGGUAGGGACAUUUCGGGCCCCUAGAGAGACUUCCGACUCUCUCUAAUGCUGAAGUAUCCACUUUUCCUAAAGAAGACUUUCAAGGGUUUAUCUAAAAAUCGGUCCUAAGAGCCCUAACCUCAGAUUUCAGAAUGUAUUCCAAGUCUAACCAGUGAAACCAGAAAGAAAAUACGUGGUCUAAUCGUAAAUUUAAGACAAAGAACCGUUUACGUAGAUUUUUGCACUAACCAGAGAUCCACAAUGGAGCCUAGUGCUUCUGACUUCGAGACUAAGUGGACGGAACUUGGAAAUUUGCUCAAUAAAACAGGCCCCGUCAGAAAUCUGUUGACAAUUGGAAGAAAAAUUUCCAGGCAUGUAUAAGUACGCAACCUAGCAGCAGGGCCAGAGAGAAAUAUUGGAGGCUAGAGCAAUCUCUUCGGAGAUGAUGAUCUCAUUGCUAGGGGAGUACCAGAAGAUGCACAAAAUCGUCUAGAAACUGUUAAUGGGAAUAGGGUUGAAAUUCUUCCUGGGAGUUUUACAUCAAAUGCUUCGAUUUUCAUGUCUUCUGAUGAUUGCCAAUCAGUGCUGCUGAUUUUUACAGAAAGCAACUGUGGAAUGAUAACUUUUCGAUACCAUCGAAUCGAUAGUAUCGACAAAUCUAUAUCUGUUAGAUUAAGCGAAUGUCGGCUUUUUACGCAUUGCUGGGUCAUUGCAAAGUGCAGCUAUCGACAGUCGAUACCAUCAGAAUCGACAGUCGAUACUAUCGAAAAGAAGUUACCAUGUCACCCCAGAUUUCGAUACAGUAAAAGGAUCAGAAAUGUCCCGGAGUUGACUAUAUUGUAAAAUCAUUAAAAUCCUAAAACAGUAGGGAAAUUCUGUAAGAGUAUGACAAUGGCGUAUGACAAAUUUUCAUGGCAAAUUCUAGAGUAGGACAACAUGAAGGUCUAGUGAGCAUCUAAUGCUCAUUAUAAGCAGCUCUGUGAAGCCCUUUGUAACUGAUAUCGAUCGGAUGUUUAAAUAAUUCUUCCGAAUUUACUACAUAAAAAUUUUAAGUUUGUCAUACGACAUAGUCGUAGCGUUACAGAAUUCCCCUACACGACAUCAAAAAUUAAAAAAGUAACUCAUUCUGGAACCAAACGAAGAAUCAAUUUUCCAUUUUUAAUCAAUUUAGCAGCAGAUGUAUCCUCUUUACACGAGUUUUUACUAAACUUCACUAUCUUGAUAAUUCAAAGUACCUUCGAGAGCUGCUUGGAAUUAUUUCAAGAAAACAAGAAAUUUGACGUUUUGGAAUCUUGAAAUCCACACGUUUUUUGUCUACGAAAAUGGGUAGACAACUGUGCCGCUCACGCUUCACUCGAGUGUCGAUUUGUCGAUUUCUUCCAAAAAUAAUGUCGAUCUGCCGAUCUUGUGUCAGUCUGCCGAUCCCAUGACGAUCUUCCGAUCCCGUACCUAUCUGCCAAUCUCAUGCCGGUCUGCCGAUUUCUGGCUAAAAUGUGCUGAUUUGUCCAUUUCUUAGUGAAAUAGUGUCAAUCUGCCCAGGGGCCUCUCGACAUUUCAUUUUUCCAUACGUUUUCGCAUAGAGGCACUGAAGACUAUUGGCAAGUUUUUUCUAUGUAAUAGCUGCAAAAUUUUAACAAGGAAAAGUGAAAAAUAGAUUCACUUUUUAUUAGACUUGAUGGGCCCCUGAUCUGCCAAUUUUUAUCUCCAGAUCGGAACUGUUUUGCCGAUUGUCGCUCACAGUUCACUCUGAGCACCACUUAUUUACCCCUUGGUCAUAGGAUUUCAAUACAUUUGACAUCUUGAACUUGAUUUUUUGAUUUCAGAAUACCAAAGUCUUUAAUUUUUUUUGACCUUGAUCUUAGUCUCAAACUUGAGGCCAUUAAUUGUGUUUGAAAAUACUACCUUUUUUGUCCUUCAUUUGAAAAAAAAAAAUCAUUUUAUUGAAAAAAGGAAAAAAAAUGUCAAAACACAAAAAAAAUUCGUCUGAUUAGUUUUUAUUGUAAAAGUUUCUUUUUGAAAUGAAAAGUGCCUAAUUUUCAAUGUAGCUACAUAUAAGUGUGUGAACAAAAUUUUAAGUCCCUUUCGCCGUGAGAUCACAUUUUUACAUAAACUAUUGCUGUCUCAGAUUAAACAGAAUUAUUAAAAAAAAAGAAUUAAAAAAAAGGAAAAAUAGGAAAGAUGAAAGAAUGAUGAAUGGAAACCAACCUCAAAAGGAGAAAAAAAAUUAACUAUAGGGCAAAAUGACUAGAGAUAACACGAAAUAAAAAUAAUAUUUUGUAAUAAACAUCCGUAAAGUUAAGUAUUAAAAAAAGAUAUAGGUGAUUUUUAUUUUUAAUUUAUAAUUUUCUUUGGGCUUUUGACAUUCUCUUACUUUUCGUUCUUAAUUAAAAAAAAAGAAAUUAAAACAAAAAUGAAAUCACAAAGAUAUUGAAAUUGAACGUUCACACACAAAAUUUUUUAAUGUUUCUUCAUUAAAAAAAAAAUAAAUAAAAAAAGAAUAGAAAAGAUAGAGAAAUGAAAAUCUAUGCGUGCGAAUUGUACUUUUUGCAGAUUUUAAAACUGUAAAAUUUUUUGAACAAAAAAGGAUAAAUUUAAGACGUCUCUAAAGUAAUUGAAGAAAAGUGAAAAAUUCGUUUUGCAUAUUUAAGUAUAUAGUAAAAAUUCCAAUAUCCAACAUGUGCUAAUUCUUAGCUUAACCGAAUCAUUUUAUACUACAAGAUAAUAUUAAAAAAAAGAGAAAAAACUGAUAAAAACAAUAUUUUUGAAAAUAAGUUUAAUUUCAGUGGUUUAAAGCUCAAAAAAUUUUUAUAUUUAUGUAUUCAGCAGGAUAUAAAAAAAGAGAUUUAAAGAAAAACAAUGCGCAGAAAACGAGGGUGGCAUUUUCUUUGGUGCUCUCGUAAAAAUAAGGAUUUUUGAAAAAAUAACUUUCUUGAGGUCAUCCAAAGUCUUUUCUAUCUAUUUGAGAAAAAGAAAAUAAAUUUAAAAAAAAAACAUAAAUCAUAGGAAUUUUUCUUUGGGAAAAUGAGAAUAAUCUACCGUAAAUUGAUAUGGAAACUAUUGAAUAAUUUAAGUAUGUUCAAUCUUUAAAGGAAAAAAAUGUUAUAAUUUGAUGUAAUCUAUAAUAAUAAUAAUAUAUAAUGAACGAA
Messenger RNA from Phlebotomus papatasi, 6114 nucleotides. It is a transcript of the gene Rho1, whose product is annotated as ras-like GTP-binding protein Rho1. Lineage: Eukaryota; Metazoa; Arthropoda; Insecta; Diptera; Psychodidae. Gene Ontology annotation, molecular function: GTPase activity; GTP binding. The transcript has 5 exons. The coding region runs from base 161 to 781 and encodes 206 amino acids. Gene Ontology annotation, biological process: small GTPase-mediated signal transduction; cell migration. The record is from RefSeq and is a predicted model, not a curated record.